This is a messenger RNA of Apis cerana (Asiatic honeybee), 4126 nucleotides long. RefSeq lists its product as uncharacterized. Gene Ontology annotation, cellular component: extracellular region. Gene Ontology annotation, molecular function: chitin binding. The record is from RefSeq and is a predicted model, not a curated record. Lineage: Eukaryota; Metazoa; Arthropoda; Insecta; Hymenoptera; Apidae.
UUAUAUUUCGCGAGAUGAUACGUGAAGCGAAAUUCGAUUGUCCUGCUACACUUGUGCAACAUUCGAAAGUUGUACCGAACAGGAGGGGAGAGGAAAAUUACGUGACGAGGAGAAAGAAGAAAAAGAAGAAGAAGAAGGCAAACAAAGGAAAGUGCACGGGCAGGGCUUCGACGAAGGAAUUGUCACGCACAAUGGCAGCAACGGUGGACGCACAAUUUCGCGCAUUUUCCAGGUUUCCCCGAGAAAUCUGUCCUGUGUCCGCGGAUACCUUACAACAUUCGAAAACUUUGCCACCUAUCGAAGUCAGGUCGUAAUAACGUAGGAAGAAAACUUUGGGAAACUUGGAUGGUUUUUCUCAUAACGUCGCUUGCAAAGGAAUAUCACCCAAAAAGGAAGCAACGUUGCGGACGGAGCAUACUCCAACAACCUCUUUUCGAAAUUGGAAAUCGAAUCAAGUUCAACUUCUUACUCGACUCGGUUACAACUUUCAUUACUUCAACAAGGACAAUUGCCCUGCAGCAGAUCGCCUCAAACUCUUCUCCUCGACAACCUUUACGAUCCUCAACCUUGCGGAGGAGGCCGAUCCCUCCACUCGAAGGCCGAUUCUGGUGAACGCGCGCCUUUCCUUCCUUCCUUCGUUCCCACCACGGUCGAAAGGGGACGGCCGAGCGGUUGGCAAAAGUUGGACGUGGAUACGUUCUGCUCCGAGUGAUCCGUGAAUACUAACGGCCGUGUGCCGUCGAGGACCGCCAGUUUCCGCGUGGACUUCGCCGCAACGGGUAGAGAUCGCCUCGCGCGAUCCUCCUCACCGAUCCUUUGUGUAAGCGCGCGCGCGCUUGCGCGUGUGUGCGUGCGUGUGCGUGUGCGUGUGCACGCCUCGAGGGAAAAAUGAGGUCAACCGGUGUCAAGUUCGUCCUCCUGCUGGCUCUCGUGUUAUCCACGGCGAGGAACGCAACGGCAUCCUCCGAUUCAAACUCGACGAGGAUCGCAACGGGCGAGGAAGAUGACGAAUCGUUGUCGAAUAUCACGCUGGAGAAGUUCAAGGAAGAGUUCAAAGAAAGGUACAGAAGACUGAUACCCUACAUGACAUUCUACGUGGCCCACAACUUCGUGAACGGUCAACCGCCGAUUUCACAAGGGACAUCCGCGAAAGACGCGCAACAAGUUAUCCCCCUGGUGAGAAAAAAUCAACAGGCUAAUCCGCAAUUCGCCAGGACGUACACGGGGCCACGAAGGGAGAAUAAUUAUCGCGCGAACGCUCGUAGCCAAGAGAAGUUCGUGCCAUCGGUUCAAUACGAUCCGAGAAACGUGGGGGCCGACAACGACUACUUCACGCCAGUGAGAUACAGCUCGGAGAAGAUCAAUUACGAAUACGACUCGACGCCGUAUCAGGAUCAAAAAGUAGCGGUGUAUCCUGGAAUACCGACGGUGACCAACGGCCAGAAUUCCCGCAAGGAGAACAGAUACUAUGGAAACGGGAGACCGUUGCGACCUUACACGACAAACGGCAAUAGGGAACACCUUCCCAGGAAGCAACCGACCAAACCUGUCCACGGUGGCAAUCUUCGGGAUGACUACGUUCUGGAUUAUAACGUCAGGCCGGGUAGCAACGCCCCUAUUAAUUAUCCAAUCAAGGAUUUCCAAGAUCAUCGGCAAGUUCCUGUCUAUCCAAACACGUUGGAACUGAUACCUGGGUUGAGGCAACCGUCGUUGCUUCCUCAAUUACCACGAAAUCCUAACGUGAAUCUCGAGCAGAUACUGGAGAGCUUCCAACUGAGCGAACGUUUGCCAGAAAUGUUGAACAACGACAAUAUAGAUAAUAGCCUGAGGACGUUGGUCGAGAUACUGAAUAUUCUGCACAGCACGAAGAAAGAAGAAUUCCCCCAGAUUCAGGCGCCCCCUCUGACGCCAGCAGUAGCGGCAAGGGUGCCGCAGAAGGCGGCCAAUUUUAAAGCACGGCCGCACACGAGGCCGAAAGUGAUUACGGAGUCGAGAUUUCAGGCUACUCCCAAUCCGAUAUACCUGACCGACGACCCUGAACGAUACAAGGGAACCUCGUACGAGGAGGAAGGGAGACCGAAAGGAUCGCCUCAACCGGGUUACAACGCGAACAGUUUGACGAACAACGUGGUCGAAUAUUAUAUCCCCGUGGUGCAAGAGAUACCGACGAGGUACAAAGAGACAUUCCUACCUACGAUCAGACCCACGCAGCCUGACGAGAUUCCUGUUGAUCACUCUUACGCGAUCACGGAAGAUAUAAGAGAGGAUAUAUUGCAGAAAGAACAAUUUCCCUUUCUUACCACAGAGAGCCCGACGCUUUACACUUAUCACGCGCAACCCGACGACGUUUCGAAGCAAAUUGUUCCGCAGACGGGAUUGAAGUAUGGGGCUACACGAGGAAAGGCUAAUGUCGAUUAUCCAGCCUAUUCCAGUAUACCGCGUACGAAUUUCAGUUGCAAGGAACAACGGUAUAAAGGAUUCUUUGGCGAUCCAGAGACCGGAUGCCAGGUGUGGCAUUAUUGUGAUCUUAACGGUGGUAAAUCGUCGUUUUUAUGCCCGAAUGGUACGAUAUUCAGUCAAGUGGCAUUGACGUGUGACUGGUGGUUCAACGUUAAAUGCGAAACUACGACUCAAUUGUACGUGUUAAAUGAACGACUUUACAAGUAUAUACUGCCGAUAAUGCCAAAAUUUCCAGAGGAUUUCACCGGUCCAGAGGUAGAUCGGUAUUUGGAAAUCAAGUUUAAGGAAAUGGAAGCGAAAUUGAAAGAAAAAAAGCUGAAGAAGCAGCAGGAAGAGAAAGAAAAAGAGAAAGAGAAAGAAAAAGAAAAGCUCAAGGAUAAGCAACAAAUACAAGAGAAAAAAAAUAAUUGAUAUAUCUAAUUUAUAAUAAUUACUUUAGUUUGUUAAAUUAUUGUAAUUUUGCUGGUUCAAAUCUAGCAUGCAUUUACCGUAUCUUUGUUGCCAUUAUUUGUUAUAAAUAGCAACGAAUGAUUAUAGGUUGUGUCACUUAAAUAUCUUCGGAUGUGAAGAAAUUUUGUGAAACUUAAAAAUGUGCAAUAUUUUUGUUAUAGAUUUAUGUGUGAUUUUCUUUUUAUAUAUAUAUAUACAUACAUAUACAUUUUUUUUUAGCGUAUAAGAAAAAUUUUUUUAUAAGAUCUCUAUAUUGAAGAAAUCAAAUUAUUUUACCACGAUGAAAUAUUUAUAUCUAUAAAUGUUAUAUCUAAUUAUUCAAGCCCUUAAAUCAAUUAUAAAUGCGAACGGACACGGAUAAUCGAUAAUGUCAAUAAGUAUUUCUCUUUCCCCUCUAGUCAUAUUUGUACAGUGUAAUUAUUUAUGACAAGAUUUAAUAUAUUACUUUAUAAAAAAUUAUUACAUUUAUAUAUGCAUUUCAAAGAUUAAUGUUGGUCUUUAAUUUGUUAAAUACAUCAUAUUCAAUGAUAAACAAAUAUAUAAGAAAUUAAUUUGGAAAAUCUUCCACUUUUAAGGGAAAAAUUUCUAUAAUUAAAAUUAUAUAUUGUGACAAAUUAAUUCUUAAAGUUUAUAAGUUAUACUCGAUAUUAUACUCGCAAUAUAAAAUAAAAUUAUUUAUUUAUCAUUUAAUACGGAUAUUUUCUUAUGACACAUGCAACAUAAUUUCUAAUAAUUUUUUCGAAUAUCUAGUAACUUUUUAAUUAAAACAUAGAGAAAAUUGGUUCAAACUUACCUUUUGCGCCUGUUGAAUUCUCUUGAGGUUCUCGGACACGUCGUCAAACACUUUAUAAAACUCUUCCAGCAUUUCUUCAUUCUGAUAAACACAUAUUAAAAUAAAAACAUAUUAUUUCUUUAAAAUGCAUUGAUAAAUAAUAAUUAAAUCAUUCAUAUUAUAUUAUAUUUAUAUAAUACAAACCUUCUUAAUUAAUGGUUGAUAAAUAUGUGUUUUGUGUGAUCGUAGCAUACAAUGUGAACAACCCGAUAUAUCACAAUUUUGACAAUAAUAUCCUACUGGUUCAUUACACCGUUCUGAACACGUAUUUCUUAUAGUGAAAGAAUUUUCACUAUUGUCUUCUGUUAAUAUUAUUUUUGUAUGAUUUUGUAGUGCUUUCCCAUGAAUCUAACAAAAAAUAUAAAUCCAAAUAUUUGUUUAAGA